This is a messenger RNA of Gloeophyllum trabeum ATCC 11539, 816 nucleotides long. RefSeq lists its product as uncharacterized. Lineage: Eukaryota; Fungi; Basidiomycota; Agaricomycetes; Gloeophyllales; Gloeophyllaceae. Gene Ontology annotation, molecular function: heme binding; oxidoreductase activity, acting on paired donors, with incorporation or reduction of molecular oxygen; monooxygenase activity. The coding region runs from base 1 to 816 and encodes 271 amino acids. The record is from RefSeq and is a predicted model, not a curated record. The transcript has 4 exons.
AUGACUUCUACUUUGUCGGAAACCGCUUAUCUCCUGCCCAGGGCUUUUUUCUCCUCAUUCCUCCUCAUAUUUCUCGGGAUUGUAGUGCAGUCUUUCAAAAAACGGAAAUAUCCCCCGGGACCCAGGGGUCUACCUGUUCUAGGUAACGUCUUCCAGCUGGAGGAAAAGAUCUGGAUACCUUUCAACAGAUGGAAAAUACAGUUCGGCCCUAUCGUCUACCUGAAUGUCUUCGGAAAGCCGUUGGUUAUCUUGAACACGUACGAAGCCGCCGCCGACCUUCUGGAUAAACGCUCGAACAUAUACUCUGACCGAGCUCCGAAUAUAGUCGUCCGCGACCAUCUGACGGGAGGUAAUGGAAUGGCCUGGAUGGACUAUUCCGAUUUGUGGCGACGGAUGUACCAGGUUAGCCACGAUGCGUUGCAUAAGAACGCCGUCAAGCUAUACCAUGGAAUACAAAAUACCGAGGCACUUAUUUGGAUUCAAGCUCUCUUCAGGGAGCCCGAGAGGUCUCAGGUUCAUACGAGAAGACUCGGGACAUCGCUGGUAUCGUCUGUGAUAUACGGACCUCCCCCUCUUAAGUCGGCAAACGAUCCUGCUAUUGCCCUGAUCAACGAGCAUGGAGAGCGCAUGACCAUUGCUGCAUUGCCGUUUACACAUCUGGUAGACUUCAUCCCGGCUUUGAGGCACCUGCCAAGUAGGAUGGUUAAGUGGAAGCGAGAUGCCGAGUACUGGUACGAAAAGGACUCGCGAAUGCAUGAAACUAUGUGCAACGAAGCAAAACAACGAAGCGUGAGCAGGUCAACUUCCUUGGGAUGA